AGCAUAGUUUUGAGUUCUCUCUCAAUACCAACAUAAGUUCAACACGACUGUGUCCUGUUGUUGGGUGACGCUAAUUAGUGCCAAAAUCUACUUAUGCAGAGGUAUUUUUCAGCAUCCAUGGAGAACAUGAUCAUGGGCUUUAUCUUCCUUCCAAUGUUGUUAUCGCAAAGUUUCAUAACUGCUCUAGCCAUGUCUCAACCAAACUUCACCACAGACCAAUCUGCCCUUCUUGAAUUCAAAACUCACAUUACUUCUGAUCCUCUUAAUAUCUUAUUCUCCAACUGGUCUUCUGCCACCCCAGUCUAUAAUUGGUUUGGAGUUUCCUGCGGUGAUCUUUAUCGUAGAGUCACAUCCUUGGAUCUUUCAAACAUAAACCUCACUGGCAGCCUCCCUUCCCAUCUGGGAAACCUUUCUUUUCUUGUAUCUCUCAACUUGAGUAGAAACAGCUUCAAUGGCCAUUUGCCUCCUGAGUUAGGGAAGUUGCGGUGUUUGAGGUUCAUGGAUUUGAGCUUCAAUUCUCCUGAUGGAACAUCCCAAGUGAGAUUUGGUUGCUUUUAAAGUUGGAGAUUUUUAAAGUAGGAAACAACCAGCUUACGGGAAGUAUAUCAAAAAAACAUUGGCAACUUAACUAAGCUAAGGACAAUAUAUAUUGGAGAUACCAAAAUAAGAGGUACAAUUUCAU
Molecule: messenger RNA, 682 nt
Organism: Rubroshorea leprosula
Lineage: Eukaryota; Viridiplantae; Streptophyta; Magnoliopsida; Malvales; Dipterocarpaceae
Source: the annotation of a GenBank genome assembly